Ziziphus jujuba (common jujube) is the source of this 3672-nucleotide messenger RNA. RefSeq names its product protein translocase subunit SecA, chloroplastic. NCBI's taxonomy places the organism in Eukaryota, Viridiplantae, Streptophyta, Magnoliopsida, Rosales, Rhamnaceae. The transcript is spliced from 20 exons. Gene Ontology annotation, molecular function: ATP binding; ABC-type protein transporter activity. Gene Ontology annotation, biological process: protein import; protein targeting. Bases 294 to 3371 code for a protein of 1025 amino acids. Gene Ontology annotation, cellular component: membrane. The record is from RefSeq and is a predicted model, not a curated record.
UAGAUUGUAUUAGUUGCGGGUUCUAUCUUAUCCCAACGCCACGCGUCCCCCCGGUCUUCGCUUUUCUUCCGGAACAUUAGAAUACUCCCAACUCAAACUCGAACCAGAACCAGAACUUGAAGAAGCUACCUUCCACUUCCAUUAAAAUUUAAUUUAUGAAUUAAACAGAUUUAUUACAACAACCAAUCCAUUUCUCUUCUGUUUUUUUUCUUUCCAGUUUCCGUUCCUCUGUGUGUGUGUGUGUGUGUAGCUGAACUCAAAGUGUAUAUAUAUAUAUAUAUAUAUAAACAUAUAUGGCUUGCACGUUGUGUGAAUCGUCCUUGCUCAAACAUUACCCCUCUGUUUCUCGUCUGUCUUCCGUCAAUAACUUUCACCGUAAACCUUCAUUGGGUUCGUCCUUUUUGGGUUCCAAAUCCGUUAAAGUGUUGGACUUUUCAGGGAAAACUUGGAAAUUGGUUGGCGAGAAGAGGAGGCGGCGGCGAAUCCCUACAGUUGGUGCACUGGGAGGAUUAUUAGGCGGGAUUUUCAAAGGGACUGACACUGGGGAGUCCACCAGGCAGCGGUAUGCUGCUACUGUUUCUGUCAUCAACGGUUUGGAAGCUCAGAUGUCGGCAUUGUCGGAUGUGGAGCUGAGGGACAAGACGUCCGUGUUGAAAGAACGAGCCCAGCAGGGGGAGUCCUUGGAUUCUCUCUUACCCGAAGCAUUUGCUGUCGUUAGAGAGGCUUCGAGAAGAGUUUUAGGCCUUCGUCCCUUUGAUGUCCAACUCAUAGGUGGCAUGGUUCUUCAUAAGGGAGAGAUAGCUGAAAUGAGAACUGGAGAAGGGAAGACCCUGGUAGCUAUUUUACCAGCCUAUUUGAAUGCCUUGGCUGGAAAUGGAGUUCAUGUUGUUACUGUGAAUGAUUAUUUGGCCCGCCGAGAUUGUGAGUGGGUUGGUCAAGUUCCUCGCUUUCUUGGAAUGAAGGUUGGCCUAAUUCAACAGAACAUGACAAGCGAACAAAGAAAAGAAAAUUAUCUUUGUGAUAUCACAUAUGUCACCAACAGUGAGCUUGGUUUUGAUUACUUGAGAGACAAUCUUGCCACGAGUGUUGAGGAGCUUGUCUUGAGAGGUUUUCAUUACUGUGUAAUUGAUGAGGUUGAUUCCAUCCUUAUUGAUGAAGCCAGAACACCUCUCAUCAUAUCUGGACCUGCAGAAAAACCUAGUGACCGCUAUUAUAAAGCAGCAAAGAUAGCCUCAGCCUUUGAGCGAGAUAUACAUUACACUGUGGAUGAAAAGCAAAAAACAGUUCUUCUUUCAGAACAGGGUUAUGAAGAUGCUGAAGAAAUUCUAGAUGUAAAAGAUUUGUAUGAUCCACGAGAACAAUGGGCUUCAUAUGUUCUGAAUGCAAUAAAAGCAAAGGAGCUAUUUCUUAGAGAUGUAAACUAUAUCAUACGUGGCACAGAGGUUUUGAUUGUAGAUGAAUUUACUGGUCGAGUUAUGCAGGGAAGGCGAUGGAGUGAUGGACUUCACCAGGCAGUUGAAGCAAAAGAAGGUUUGCCCAUCCAAAAUGAAACUGUAACACUGGCUUCAAUUAGUUACCAAAACUUCUUUCUCCAGUUCCCAAAACUUUGUGGAAUGACUGGUACUGCAGCAACUGAAAGCACAGAAUUUGAAAGCAUAUACAAACUAAAAGUUACAGUUGUGCCUACAAACAAACCUAUGAUUAGAAAGGAUGAGUCUGAUGUGGUAUUCAGAGCAGCAUCAGGAAAGUGGCGAGCAGUUGUGGUAGAGAUUUCUAGAAUGCAUAAGACAGGUCGCCCAGUUCUUGUUGGCACCACUAGCGUCGAGCAGAGUGACUCAUUGUCUGAGCAGUUACAAGAAGCUGGGAUUCCCCACGAGGUUCUUAAUGCAAAACCAGAAAAUGUGGAGAGAGAAGCAGAAAUUGUAGCUCAGAGUGGUCGGCUAGGGGCAGUGACCAUUGCUACCAAUAUGGCAGGUCGUGGAACAGACAUUAUCCUUGGUGGUAAUGCGGAAUUUAUGGCGAGGUUGAAACUAAGAGAGAUGCUUAUGCCAAGAGUUGUUAAUCCAAUAGAUGGAGGUUUCGUAUCAGUGAAAAAGCUUCCUCCAAAGAAGACAUGGAAGGUCAAUGAAAAGUUAUUUCCGUGCAAACUAUCCAAUGGGAAUGCCAAGUUGGCUGAGGAAGCUGUUAAGUUAGCUGUUGAAACAUGGGGUCAGAGAUCGUUGACUGAGCUUGAAGCAGAGGAGCGACUAUCUUAUUCUUGUGAAAAGGGCCCUGCUGAGGAUCAAGUCAUUGCCAAGCUGCGCAAGGCCUUUCUGGAAGUUGUUAAAGAAUACAAGUUCUACACUGAGGAAGAGAGGAAGAAGGUUGUUUCUGCUGGUGGACUUCACGUAGUGGGAACAGAACGCCACGAAUCUCGCCGGAUUGACAAUCAGCUGCGUGGUCGAAGUGGCAGGCAAGGGGAUCCUGGAAGUUCUCGCUUCUUUUUAAGUCUUGAAGAUAACAUCUUUCGUAUAUUUGGCGGGGAUCGGAUUCAGGGUUUGAUGAGGGCUUUUAGAGUUGAAGACCUACCUAUUGAGUCUAAGAUGCUGACCAAAGCACUAGAUGAAGCUCAGCGGAAAGUGGAGAAUUACUUUUUUGAUAUAAGGAAGCAGUUAUUUGAGUAUGAUGAGGUAAUAAAUAGCCAGAGGGACCGUGUUUAUACUGAAAGAAGGAGAGCCCUUGAAUCGGAAAGUCUCCAAUCUCUUAUUAUUGAAUAUGCCGAACUGACAAUGGAUGACAUCUUAGAGGCAAAUGUUGGUUCAGAUGCUCCAAAAGAAAGCUGGGAUCUUGAUAAACUCAUUGCUAAACUUCAGCAGUACUGCUAUCUAUUAGAUGAUUUGACACCUGAUUUGCUGAGGAGCGAGUGUUCACGUUACGAGGAGUUACAAGAUUACCUUCGCCUUCGUGGUCGUGAAGCCUAUUUGCAGAAAAGGGAUAUUGUGGAAAAUCAAGCUCCAGGCUUAAUGAAGGAAGCUGAGAGAUUCUUGAUCUUGAGCAAUAUUGAUCGAUUGUGGAAAGAACACUUGCAAGCUCUCAAGUUUGUACAACAAGCUGUAGGUUUACGUGGAUAUGCACAGCGGGAUCCACUUAUUGAGUAUAAGCUUGAAGGGUAUAAUCUCUUCUUAGAAAUGAUGGGCCAGAUAAGAAGAAAUGUUAUAUAUUCUAUAUAUCAGUUUCAACCGGUAAUGGUAAAGAAGGAUCAGGAUCAAAGACAGGAUAAGAAUUCAGGCAAAUUCGUGACCAAUGGAAAUGGUAGGGGAAACAACAAUCUUGAUGCAGUAGGUACCCUUGAGUCAUCUCCAACAGCCACAAGCCCCCAUGGUAGCGCAUAAGAUUAUUUUUGUGGUGGUUCAAGUGGAAGAGAGGGACAGGACUGGAUUUAGAAGCUGAAGCUCAAGGUUCAUUGUUAUUUUCUCUAUCAAUGUACACACAGUACUAUAAAUCAUUAAAUUGCAAUCAUUUGUUGUAAAUUAGAAUUGGAGUGCACAGAAUGUGCAUUGUGCAUAUCAGAAAGAAAAAAGGUGACAUGAAACUGUUCUUUAAUAUGGGAAAGCCACACCAACUAAUGGGAGAGAAGACAGGAAUUCUUAAUAUUAAUAUUAAUGUAGGAGGAGGACACAAUUAUUAUCAUUA